Molecule: messenger RNA, 3505 nt
Organism: Saccostrea cuccullata (small rock oyster)
Lineage: Eukaryota; Metazoa; Mollusca; Bivalvia; Ostreida; Ostreidae
Product: innexin unc-9-like
Exons: 2
Coding region: 761-2035 (424 amino acids)
Source: RefSeq, a predicted model, not a curated record
AUAUCUUCAACAUUUCUGUUGAAAUAUUGAAUAAUAUCUCAGUCUUAUCGGAGGGAUUUAGGUUACAUUUAAACGGACCCCAUUUUAGAGGUCUUCGCAAUUCAAUCAAAUAUAACAACUCCAAGUUAUUAAAUCUAAAUGUAUAUCUAUCCACUUCAAUGAUUUUCUUUCUUCUGUUUGCAAUACUGAUCAAACCAACCAGCAAACAGUCCGUAAAGAAAAUGAUUAUUGUGUUUAGAAUUUAAAUUAACAAAGGCGAAACAAUAAUGCACCUCGUCGUGGCGAACUGCCAGUGGAUUAUUACGCGCAAGACCAGUCAACUUUUGUGUAUCCCCCUGAAAAUUUUAGUCAUGUAUCCAUAUGUAAUAGGAAUUUUAAACUAGCCACUCUCAUGAAAGGCAUUGUAAAACCUUGCAAAGCAUUAGCAGUGCUGAUUAGAGCAUAACAAGCCAGCGGUGCUUUUCGAACAACCAAACAUUGUGUUUUUGGCUCCACGGUGCACCAGACUUUUCGGAUAUUUCUUUAGGAAUCUUUAAACAUGUCUCUGACAUUAACUGUGACCGAAUGUUAUAGCUAUAUCAUAUCACUGAAGAAAUAUUUCAACAAAUUCAAGAUGGGAGUUUAACUUUUAUUGAAUCGUGGAAUAAGGAGUAACUGGUGAUUUUAGUUUUAAUUGUUUGUGUGUGUAGGUUUUUUUUAUUUUCUACAUCAAUUAAACAAAUAGAUUCCUGUAAAUUUCUGAGAAAGAAAAUCGUCCACCAUGGGUAACGGAUUGUGUGUGGAGACGGGCAGUUCCAUGACAGUCUUUGACUGGCUGGAUCAUGUUUUGGGUACAGUUCAAGCACAAGUGGGACUACGUACAAUUUACGACGAUGAUUUCAUUGACAGACUCAACCAUUACUAUACGGUUAUACUGUUGAUAAUAUUUACAGUCGUAGUGAGUACCAACCAGUAUGUGGGAGACCCCAUAGAAUGUUGGUGUCCAACAGAGUUCACGGAAAAUCGCGUGGACUACACAAACUUCGUCUGCUGGGUCAGUAAUACGUAUUAUAUUCCCAUGCAGAAUCAGAUUCCGGUGAAUGUUGACCACCGCCGACAGAAGGAACUGACGUACUAUCAGUGGGUCCCCAUCAUCCUUCUGAUCCUCGCUCUGCUGUUUAAGAUUCCCCGGAUGGUGUGGAAAGUCCUCUCGGCCUCCAGCGGUAUCAGCAUGGAUAAGCUCGGAAACCUGGCCAAGGAAACACAAUACGUGUCUCCGGAGGACAGGGAGAAAAAGUUAAACCAUAUCGUAAAGUACAUCGACCAAUGGCUUAGUGGUAUACAACCUUUUCGAGCAGGAAUGUGCGUUCGAAUGCGAGAACGCGCAAGUAAAAUUGCUUGCUGCUUCUGUGGCCGUCAUUAUGGAAAUUAUCUGGUCUCAUGCGUUCUACUGAUAAAAGUACUGUAUUUGGUAAACGCUAUCUCACAGUUGUAUAUGCUCAACGCUUUUCUUGGUACAGACUACAGUGUUUAUGGAAUCGAGGUUCUGACGUCACUGUACAACGGAGAAGACUGGACUUAUUCUCCAAGAUUUCCUCGCGUGACUUUAUGUGACUUUGAAAUCCGCCAAAUGACAAACUUACAACGAUGGACAGUUCAAUGCGUUCUGCCUAUCAACCUUUUCAAUGAGAAAAUCUUUAUCUUCCUUUGGUUUUGGCACGUCUUUCUAGCCUUCCUCAGUGCUUUUAGCUUAGUAGUAAGUGCUUAUGCGUUCAUGUUUCCGCAGCAUCGAAAAUCAUACAUCCGGAAGUACCUUCUUCUCAACAAACUGUACAAAACAGGCAAAGUCGGAACCGAAAGAAGUAAGAAAAUCGCUCGUCGAUUCGUGGAUAAUUAUUUACGCCAAGAUGGUUGUUACGUGCUACGUGUGUUCAGUAAUAAUGCUAAUGACGUCAUUACUUCUGAAAUCAUCAAAUACCUAUAUUUGAAUUACAUUAGAGAAAAAGAGCAUAAAGAAGUGGACAGCAAUGGCUUGUUAGAAGAAAACCAAAAGUAGAUUUCAGGUUGAAGAUUGAUUUAAUGUUGAGGGAGGUCCAAAUAUAGACAUGUUGAAUCUUGAAACAUGCGUGUUGCCAAAAACUUUUCUCAUUACCAAAGACGAAUACUUCAUAGAAAGCACUUCCACUUUAUCGAUCGCUCGUUGUCCAAGCUUGGCUCUUGGCGCUUGUGUCCGCACUGAGCAAAAGAAGUGCACAGGGAGAAAGCAAGCGAUGCAAAUCAACGUCUUUCAGCGUUUUGAUAACCAAUGAUACUGAAAAUUUAAUGAACAUCACUACCUAACACAGAGGUGUUUAAUAAGAAUGAUCUCUCCGACCCUAUAUAAUGUGUGUUUUGUGUUUCUCUUGUUUGUUGUUUGUAACUCGUUAAACAAUUUUCGUUUGCUUUGUGUUUUGUUUUUGUCAGGUCAUUCCAAAAUUAACGGCACCCCUAACAUUCUGUAUCUGUGAUAUACAUUUUGUAGAUAAAACUAGAGAGCAUAGAUCCAUUCUUCAAGCACUAUCUGUAAUGUUUUAAUCACACUACUUUUACAAAAUCACAUUAAUUCUGUCAGGUCAUGGUACACAAUUUUUAGAAUGCCUGAAUAUCAGUAUUUUGUUGUUUUUUUUCAUAGACAUAAGAAAUGUAUUUCUAUUUUUGACCGUAUUAAUUAAUUACUCACAGCCUCAUUGUAACAUUUUAAGGUGGGUGCACCCCACUUCUUAAUAUUCUGUAAGCUGUGUUCGGUCAUCCAGAAAGUCUUUUGUUCUUAUGACGGUGAUCCGUUCCUUGGCAGAGAUUAGAGAUUGGUCACAAAAUCUGGUUAACCAGGCACUGAUCACGAUAACUUUGGCACUCGGCUGUGUCUAAGGUGGCAUUAAUGUGUCCCUAAUGUGUUUUGUCUACCAUUUUUUAAUUUGUAUUUUAAGAUUUUGUUAAGAUAAUUGGUUAGAAGAUGAAUUACAUGAAUUACCAAAGUGAUAUGUGGUAGUAUUGUACAUUGUUUUAUUAACUAUUGACGGUUUUGAUCAGGAAAAUGUUAUUGAAAGAUCUUUUUCAGACCUUUGAUUAUAUUAUUUGGAACUGUUUUAUUGUUCUAUUAUAUAAUGUAUUUUUAUUUCAAUUCUAUGUAAAUGUUUUUGUGACUGUUUAAUUAAUAUCAACUUCACAUGCCAAAAUCUUUGAAAUGAUUUCUAGCUCAAGAAAAGCAAACCAAAAACUUUUUUUUAAAAUGCCUUAAAUAAUUUGAACAUACGGUUGUUGUAAUUUGGCAUAAAAAAUCUAAUUUUUGCAGCAUGUAAUACUUCCUUUGAUUAGCACAGAUUAUUACUUACGCAACCUAUCAUUUCCAUUGUUCUAAUAUAUCGUGUUUGUCUUUAACGAAUACAAGCAACAUGGCUGUGUUUUCAAUCUCAAACGAAAAAAUGUUGGUGAAGUUGUGCUAUUUUUAUACAAAAAGAGAGAAUAUUAAACUUUUUAAAAAUCAAAA